AUGGGCUUUAUUCAGGCUUCGAAUCAGAGGCAAGGCAACGACAGCCUCGUCAACGAAUCCGGAGCAUUUCCAACCGAGAACGCAGUACAAUAUGCCUAUCCCAACACCUAUAUGGGCAAGCCACGCUCGAUCCGUAUUGUUGUCAUUGGUGCUGGCGUCUCUGGCAUCGCUGCGGUAAAAAUGUUCAAGGAUCGAUUCAAGGACAAGCCUGUCGAAUUGGUCAUUUAUGAGAGAAAUGCCGAAGUCGGAGGGACAUGGUUGGAAAAUCGGUAUCCGGGCUGCGCAUGCGACGUUCCAGCUCACGCCUACUCUUACUCGUGGGAAGGAAAUCCCAACUGGAGCCACGCCUACGUAGGAAGCGUGGAGCUGUUCGAUUACUUCAAGAGUCGUGCUGUGGCCUAUGGUGUAUAUGACUACGUCCAUCUCGAGCACGAGGUUGAGAGCGCAGAGUGGAACACAGAGACCGGCCAAUGGGACCUUCGUGUUCGAGACCUGAACAACAAGAAGUCAUUUGACACUCAAGCGGAAGUUCUCAUCAACGCAGCAGGAUUUCUCAAUAAGUGGAAAUGGCCUGAGAUUCAGGGCAUCGGUGAAUUCAAAGGGCACCUGGCACAUUCUGCGAGAUGGGACGAUACCUAUAACUUUACCGGUAAAACGGUGGCAGUCAUCGGCUCCGGUUCGUCGGCCAUUCAGAUUGUACCUGAACUACAAGGCGUCGUCAAACACAUGGUGUCCUUCAAUCGAUCUGCGACGUGGAUCUCACCAGAAUUUGCUGCCGACUUCGCCCCAGAAGGACGCGAAACUGCAUUUUGCGCCGAACAACAAGAAAAAUGGACCAACAACCCGGAUUUAUAUCGAGCAUACCGGAAAAGAAUUGAAGGCGCAAUGAAUACGUUCUUUGACGUUCAAUAUAAAGACUCGGUUAUUCAAAAGGCAGCAUUCAAGACCAUGAGCGAAGCCAUGGCCAAGCGCCUAAGCGCAAAACCUGAGCUGGCAAGCACGAUCAUUCCCAAAUUUGCGGUUGGUUGCCGAAGAUUGACUCCUGGAUAUCGGUAUCUCGAGUCUCUCGUGGAGAAGAACGUCGAUGUUGAGACACAACCCAUUCUGAAAAUUGAUCAAACCGGCAUCGAAACUCAAAGCGGCAAAGGGUAUGAGGUCGAUGCCAUAGUUUGUGCAACGGGAUUCGACACCUCGUACAAGCCAGCGUUCCCGGUGUAUGGUUUCGGCGGCAAGGAUCUACGAGAAAUUUGGAAGGAUGAGCCAAGAUCUUAUCUGUCUGUGGCAGCUAGUGGAUUCCCCAACUACUUCAUCAUUGGCGGACCAAAUUUCCCGCUGGCAAAUGGAACUCUGAUCCCCUGUCUCGAGAAAUGCCUCGAAUAUGCAUUCCGGGCAGUUGACAAGAUCCAAUGCUCUGGCGUCAAAUCACUUCACCCCAAAUCUGAAGCGGUCGAUGAAUUUCAGGAGCACAAGGACGCUUUGAUGAACGACCUUGUCUGGACAUCUGGCUGUCGAUCAUGGUAUAAGAAUGGAAAAGUUGACGGUAAAGUAUUCGGCCCAUGGUGUGGAUCUUCGAUCCACUUCCUAGAGUUGAUGGACGAGCCGCGAUGGGAGGAUUGGGAAUUUGAGUACACAACGAAAAACCGAUUCCAGUAUCUUGGGAACGUGGACUUUCGUCUCCCAGGACUUCGAUUGAACUGGCCAACGUUCAGUAACAGCGGUGCUUUAUAUGCCUUUGGGGACAUUGGAUGGAAAUACUUCCUCGUAUUUAUUCUUGCUGGCCCAGUCGGCGCCUUGCUUGUUUGGCUUUACGGACCAGAAACCAAGGGUAAAACUUUGGAAGAGAUUGGCGGCAUCCUCGGUGACGAGCUCGCUGUCCCAGAGCUGCAUCCUACAGAUGAGUCUCAUAUCACACGGAAGAGAGCAGCCUAA
Messenger RNA from Fonsecaea pedrosoi CBS 271.37, 1929 nucleotides. RefSeq lists its product as uncharacterized. The transcript has 8 exons. The record is from RefSeq and is a predicted model, not a curated record. The coding region runs from base 1 to 1929 and encodes 642 amino acids. Gene Ontology annotation, molecular function: NADP binding; flavin adenine dinucleotide binding; N,N-dimethylaniline monooxygenase activity. NCBI's taxonomy places the organism in Eukaryota, Fungi, Ascomycota, Eurotiomycetes, Chaetothyriales, Herpotrichiellaceae.